This is a messenger RNA of Recurvomyces mirabilis, 591 nucleotides long. RefSeq names its product Golgi apparatus membrane protein tvp23 (gene TVP23). Bases 1 to 591 code for a protein of 196 amino acids. The transcript has 3 exons. Lineage: Eukaryota; Fungi; Ascomycota; Dothideomycetes; Mycosphaerellales; Teratosphaeriaceae. Gene Ontology annotation, biological process: protein secretion; vesicle-mediated transport. Gene Ontology annotation, cellular component: Golgi membrane. The record is from RefSeq and is a predicted model, not a curated record.
AUGGCGGAUAUCGAGAACCAAUCCACGGGCCAGCUCAAUUGGCGGCUGAGCGCUCACCCUAUCACCCUUGUCACCUUUCUCUCCUUCAGAAUAGCCUCGCUCCUCGUCUACCUUCUCGGCCUGAUCUUCACCGAAAAUUACGUCCUCAUCUUCAUCAUCACCAUCCUCCUCCUGGCCGCCGACUUCUACUACCUCAAAAACAUCGCUGGACGACGAUUAGUAGGGCUACGAUGGUGGAACGAGGUCAACGCACAAUCAGGUGACAGCACGUGGGUGUUCGAGAGUGCGCCUCAGCCUAAUGAACCUGGGGGAAAGUUGGUCAAUGCUACAGAUAAGAGAUUCUUCUGGUUGGCAUUGUAUUGCCAGCCGGCUUUGUGGGUGGCUCUAGCUAUCGUGGCUAUUGUGAAGUUUGCUUUCAUUUGGCUGACGCUUGUUGUCAUCGCAUUGGUGCUCACGAUCACGAAUACUCUGGCCUUCUCGCGCUGUGACAAGUUCAGUCAAGCCAGUGGACUGGUUGGAAGCGGACUGUACUCGGCAUCACUGGCGCGCAACGUGGGAGGAGCGCUCAUGUCUCGCUUCUUCAAUCGAUGA